AUGGCUCAGAGAGGAGUACAGGUAGACGUAGACUCUCUGUCCUGUUCCAUCUGUUUGGAUCUACUGACGGAUCCGGUGACGAUUCCCUGUGGACACAGUUACUGUAUGAACUGUAUUCAACACCACUGGGAUGAAGAUCAAAGGAGAAUCCACAGCUGCCCUCAGUGCAGAAAAGCCUUCAUACCGAGGCCUGGACUGGAGAAAAACUUCUUGUUAGCUUCUUUAGUCGAUGAUCUGAAGAAAACUGGACUCCAAGCUGCUCUACCAGAUCACCGCUAUAUUGGACCUGAAGAUGUGGCGUGUGAUGUCUGCACUGGGAGGAAGAUGAAAGCUGUCAAGUCGUGUCUAUCCUCUUCAGCUUCUUAUUGUGAGAAUCACCUCCAACCUCACUAUGAUACUCCACCAUUUCAAAAACACAAACUGGUGAAUCCCUCCAAGAACCUCCAGGAGAACAUCUGCUCUCGUCAUGAUGAGGCGAUGAAGAUCUUCUGUCGUACUGAUCAACAGUGUAUCUGUUAUCUCUGCACUAUGGGGGAACAUAAAGGCCAUGAAACAGUCCCAGCUGCAGCAGAAAGAGCUGAGAGGCAGAAGGAGCUCCAGAAGUGUCGACAACAAAUCCAGCAGAGAAUCCAGGACCAAGAGAAAGAUGUGAAGCUGCUUCAACAGGAGGUGAAGGCCAUCAAUGUCUCUGCUGAAAAAGCAGUGGAGGACAGUGAGAAGAUCUUCACUGAGCUGAUCCGUCUCCUCCAGAAAAGAAGCUCUGAUGUGAAGCAGCAGAUCAGAUCCCAGCAGGAAACUGAAGUGAGUCGAGUCAAAGGUCUCCAGGAGAAGCUGGAGCAGGAGAUCACUGAGCUGAAGAGGAAAGACGCUGAGCUGGAGCAGCUCUCAAUCACAGAGGAUCACACCCAGUUUCUCCUCGACUACCCCUCACUGCCAGCACUCGGUAGGUCUAAACACUCAUCCAGCAUCAACAUCCGUUCUCUGGGACACUUUGAGGACGUGACAGCAGCUGUGACAGAGCUCAGAGACAAACUACAGGACGUCCUGAGAGACACAUGGACAAAAAUCUCACUGAAGAUUAUUAAGGUGCAUGUUUUACUGACAGAACCAGAACCAAAGACCAGAGGUGAAUCCUUAAAAUAUUCACAGGAGAUUACCCUGGAUCCAAACACUGCAAACAUGAAUCUGCUGUUGUCAGAGGGGAACAGAAAAGUAACAUCAAUUGACCAACAACAGUCUUAUCCUGAUCAUCCAGACAGAUUCACUGUUUUUCUUCAGGUCCUCAGUAGAGAGAGUCUGACUGGACGUUGUUACUGGGAGGUGGAGUGGAGAAAUGGAGGAGUUUACGUUGCAGUUUCAUACAAGAACAUCAGCAGAUCGAAAUUGUCAGAUGAAUGUAGGUUUGGAUCCAAUGAAAAAUCUUGGUCUUUAGAAUGUCACUGUUCCAGAAAUAGUUACAUAUUUCAUCAUAACAACAUUAAAACUCCAGUACCAGGUCCAGUUUCCUCCAGACUAGGAGUGUACCUGGACCACACAGCAGGUAUUCUGUGUUUCUACAGCGUCUCUGAAACCAUGACUCUGAUCCACAGAGUCCAGACCAGAUUCACUCAGCCUCUGUAUGCUGGGAUUAGACUUUACUAUGGAUCUUCAGCUGAGUUUAUUAAGCUGAAAUAGUCUUCUGAGGAAGACGUCCAUACAUUUCUAGAGUUGGCUAAGUAGCAAAAUUUCUCCUGAUUAUGCAGAGAAAACCUGGUAAUGAAUUGAGUUAUUCAUUAAACUGCAUUGAUUAGAUUCAUUAAGAUGAUGCUUUGUGUUUUCUCCAAAUAAUACUUUAUUUCAACUGAUUGUCCUUUUGUUUUACUUUCAUGAUUAUAUCAAUUUGAUACUUUGUUGUUAAAUAUGUGCAUAAACUGA
Poecilia latipinna (sailfin molly) is the source of this 1914-nucleotide messenger RNA. Its product is annotated as tripartite motif-containing protein 16-like. The record is from RefSeq and is a predicted model, not a curated record. Bases 1 to 1674 code for a protein of 557 amino acids. Lineage: Eukaryota; Metazoa; Chordata; Actinopteri; Cyprinodontiformes; Poeciliidae. Gene Ontology annotation, molecular function: protein binding; zinc ion binding. The transcript is spliced from 2 exons.